Molecule: messenger RNA, 588 nt
Organism: Dentiscutata erythropus
Lineage: Eukaryota; Fungi; Glomeromycota; Glomeromycetes; Diversisporales; Gigasporaceae
Source: the annotation of a GenBank genome assembly
AUUAUAUAUCGAAACACAAUAUGUAUUAUAGCCGCGACUAUUUUGAAUUUCAUUGCUGGAAUAUUUGGAAUUCUUCAAAAUAACGAUACCAAUGCAUCGCUAUCAGAAAUACAACAACUUUGCACAAAACUUAGUUCUAGUUAUCUUUAUUCAUCCUUUACGGGAAUUCAAGUCCCGCAUCUUGCUAUGAUCUUUGUAUUUACUGUUUUCAUGGCAGCUUUGACCUACUUCUUUUACAAAAAGUUUGGUUUGAUAGAAUAUGCAAACUUUAGUGAUAAUAAUCUUCAUCGUAAGCCCUUUUAUGCGGUAUCUGAAGAAUCAAAAAAUGGAAUUUUUUCAUUUAUGGUCUUUUGGAUUUUAUUAGCUAUAGAUUUGUUUUAUUUACUUGUCGCCCACGGAAGCUCUGCUGCUGCUAUUGGAUGGGCUUUUUGGAUAUUAUUUACAUUUAAAAAUUUUGGCAAAGGGUUGCCAACUUAUGUUAACCAUUUAUCUCUACAAGAAUAUGAAACGUCUCUAUUUUUACAGAAAGCGAAAGUCAUUGAUGCUGAAAAUCAUCGUGAUAUGCGUACAUGGCGUUCCGAAGAAUGA